Messenger RNA from Sphaeramia orbicularis (orbiculate cardinalfish), 2487 nucleotides. It is a transcript of the gene pigt, whose product is annotated as phosphatidylinositol glycan anchor biosynthesis, class T. Gene Ontology annotation, biological process: attachment of GPI anchor to protein. The record is from RefSeq and is a predicted model, not a curated record. Lineage: Eukaryota; Metazoa; Chordata; Actinopteri; Kurtiformes; Apogonidae. Gene Ontology annotation, cellular component: GPI-anchor transamidase complex. The coding region runs from base 155 to 2101 and encodes 648 amino acids. The transcript has 11 exons.
AAAAAUAUUGAAAAAUUCUAACAUUUUCUAAUAAAACAAAGCAGGUUCCCAUCAGUGCUGGUUGAUUCCAUAUGAACGCAGCUCAUUGGUCAAUUUUUGACGCACGACGUAAAAACCCGGAAGUAAGCCGCUUGACAGUAAGCGCCGGGGAAAAAUGGCCGCGCGCAGGAACAUCCCUGUAGGUCUGCUGUUUAUUCUGUGCAGUUUGACGUUUUUAAUCGCUACAAACACUCAUGAAACGACGUCAACUAGCGAGCAUCCGGAUAAAGCGGUUAACCUGCCGGAAAAAAGUACCGAAACAGGUGGACAAACGACCGAACAGCCGGCGGUGGAGGAAAGACAAUGGGAACCAACCGAGUUUCAAGAAGAGACUGUAAAUGAUGCUGCAGCCGAAAAACAGGACGCAACUCCCCCCGAAACAACAACCACCUCUGCCGGAGCACACCCUAAAGAUGACUUUCAGGAGGAAUUGGUGAUAAGGCCUCUUCAAUCUGGAGAUGUGUACGCCAGUUUCCAGUUCCGCACCCUGUGGGAAACAGACUUCAUGAAAGGAAAUAAAGUUUCCCACUACCGGCUGUUCCCAAAGUCUCUUGGCCAGGUCAUCUCCAAGUUCUCAGUGCGAGAGCUUCACAUCUCCUUCACACAGGGCUACUGGAGGACCAUGCAGUGGGGGCAGCCCUUUAUGCCUUCCCCUCCUGGUGCUGAGCUCUGGGUCUGGUUCCAGGAUUCAGUAACAGAUGUGGAUGGCACAUGGAAAGAGUUGACAAAUGUUUUAUCUGGGAUCUUCUGUGCUUCACUGAACUUCAUCGACUCCACAAACACGGUUCAACCAAGUGCUUCCUUCAAGCCCCUCGGUAUAGGAAAUGUGACCGACCACCGCUUCCUCCGUUACGCUACCCUCCCACGAGAGAUUGUCUGUACUGAAAAUCUGACGCCUUGGAAGAAACUUUUGCCAUGUGGCUCCAAGGCUGGUCUUGCAGUCCUAAUGAAGUCAGAGAAGCUCUUCCACAGCAGUUUCCACUCACAGGCGGUUCACAUCAGACCAGUGUGUCAGGACUCGGAGUGUACGACCACAUCAUGGGAGCUGAGACAGACACUCAAUGUAGUCUUUGACCUGCACACGUCUGGACAGGGCAAACGAGAGUGGUCGCUGUUCAAGAUGUUUUCUCGGACUUUGACAGAAGCUUGUCCACUGGCGUCUUCCAGUAAAAUCUACAUCGAUAUCACAGACAACCCUCAGGGGGAGCAGUUUGAGCUGACCCCAGCCACUCACCUGCUGAGCCAGGCAGUGGUGCUCGGGGACAGACGGACCUUCUCUGUGUACGACUUGACUGAAGCAAACACCUUUGGCUCCAUGCGCUCGCUUAACCUGCUGAUUCGCUGGAAAUCCAGUGAAGGCGACAUGUUGCGUCCUCUGCUCCACGCCGAGCGCUACGUGGCGGGCUACGGGCUGCAGACAGGCGAGAUCCACACGCUGAUGUAUAACUACCACCCCUUCAGGUCUUUCCCCAUCCUCCUGCUGGACUCAGUGCCCUGGUACCUUCGCCUUUACAUCCACACGCUCACCGUUACCAGCAAAGGAAAGGACAACAAGCCCAGUUACAUCCACUACCAGCCGUCGAAGGACCGUGUGAGGCCCCACCUGCUGGAGAUGCUGGUUCAACUUCCUCCCAACUCCGUCACCGAGGUCACGGUGCAGUUUGAGAGGGCGCUGCUCAAAUGGACCGAGUACACACCGGAUCCAAACCACGGCUUCUACGUCGGGUCUUCAGUCAUCAGCGCUCUUGUACCAAGUAUGGUUGCCAUGGAUACAAACAAUACGAAGGAACGUCCUCUUUUCAGCAGCUUUUUCCCGUGUAAAGAGGAGUCCAGCUACUUUGUUCGCAUCUACACCGAGCCCCUGCUGGUCAACCUGCCGACCCCAGACUUCAGCAUGCCCUACAACGUCAUCUGCCUGACCUGCACUGUGGUGGCUGUGGGCUACGGCUCGCUGUACAACCUCCUGACCCGGAGUUUCCAGAUUGAAGAGCCAAACCCACGACUGGCUAAGAGGAUAGCCAACGUCAUCCGCAGACUGAGGGGGGUGCCGCCCCUCGCCUGAGGCCGGACGCCGGGGACAACUGGGUCCGCUUUUAGAAAGGAAGCGCUCCUUUUGGUGCAACCGCUGGUAAAUAUGUGAUAUUCAGGGAAGGACUAAGUCAAGCACUGGGGACGAAUGUUGGUAAAACACUGAGCUUGUUUGUGUCAGAUGGAGGAAGAGAAAAUGUGUUUGUGCGCUCAGAUUUUGCCUGCUACGGACAUGAACCGAAGGCGUUUAUCUGAUUGGAUGGAAAAUACGAGCUCUGUUAAUGUUUUAGGAAACCAAAGUUGUGAGGCAGUUGUGUUGGAACAUCAUCGGAUAUUUGGUUGUUUUUGUUUUGUUUUUUUGGGUGUUUGAACCCCAUCACAAAACGAAGGUUCUGAGGUCACUGUGAGGAAACUGAGAAA